Molecule: messenger RNA, 214 nt
Organism: Racocetra persica
Lineage: Eukaryota; Fungi; Glomeromycota; Glomeromycetes; Diversisporales; Gigasporaceae
Source: the annotation of a GenBank genome assembly
GCUGGUAUGGGUGCUCUUCGGGGACGCACUAUGGCACAGAUAAAUACUAGUAAUAGCUUUAGAAAUCUUUCAAUUGCCCAUGAUUAUACAAAUACUGCUGGUAAUAAUGCAGUAACCAUAGGUAUUUCUAUGAUUCUAGCUGAAGCUUUUACUGAAGAUUGGCACUUAGCUAGAGGACGUCUAUCGGAUAGACCUGCCAAUGCUGUUAAUGCAG